This is a messenger RNA of Marasmius oreades (fairy-ring Marasmius), 1572 nucleotides long. It is a transcript of the gene EN3GAL, whose product is annotated as Galactan endo-beta-1,3-galactanase. The record is from RefSeq and is a predicted model, not a curated record. Bases 642 to 1424 code for a protein of 260 amino acids. Gene Ontology annotation, molecular function: hydrolase activity, hydrolyzing O-glycosyl compounds. NCBI's taxonomy places the organism in Eukaryota, Fungi, Basidiomycota, Agaricomycetes, Agaricales, Marasmiaceae. The transcript is spliced from 9 exons. Gene Ontology annotation, biological process: carbohydrate metabolic process.
AGUAAAAUGCCAUGGAAUGACUGAGCUGGAGGGGAGCAGCAAGCGAGUAGUGGGGUUAGAACUUAGAGACACCUUCUAUGCAGGUGUUGCGAUACGCGGAGAAAGGGACGGUGUUGCAUUGAUGAUCAAUCCGGAAUACCUUUAUUUUUAGGGAGGAUUUCCAGACUACAACCACCAAUCGAUGACGACCGAUAUGCAUGGCCAGCCGUGUCUGUUCGGUCAGUGGUCUCGGGGUACACGGUACCCAUAUGGUAGUGAGAGCACCCGACACUGAAAUGGCGAUGAAAUCCUUGAACGAAAGGAUAAUUUAUCGGUCAGUAAAGGGAAGUUUUGCAUGCUGUCCUCGUCUCUGCAACUCAUCCCUUUGCAACAAAAAGUAUCCUGAAUGCCGCAAUUCGUCGAAAAUCCCCUGCAGAUCAAUAUCGAUCAGUUUCAGCUCAAUCGGUCCGCUACGUCGCGAAUUCGACUUGUAACCGUUGAGUUUCUUCGGAAAACCUCUCUAUGUGGGACCUGGUGACUUGAAAUCUCUAUUCAAACGCCCGGAAUGUUGGAUAAACUGGCGAUGUAUUUCCCUUCCGAUGAUAACUAUAUAAACCCUCAAAAUCCAAUGGAAUCAAGAGAACGAAGUGACUCCCCCAAACAUGUUUCUCAGGCUUCCCGUCGUCGCAGCAGUCAUAACAGCGCUGUCUCUGAACCCAUUGGUCCAGGCCGCAACGACUGUCAUACCCACAGACUCCUUUUCAUCAUAUUCCAACCUCGAGAAGUAUUGGAACUACCUCUAUCCCUGGGGUUCGGACCAUAAUGGCAGUGGGAGAAUGUUCGGUAGCUCCUCUGAUCACUCCCACAUUUCGGUUUCUGGCAAUGUUCUCAGCUUGAUUGCUACUCCGCUUUCCAACCCGAACCCACCAACCAGUACGGCCAACCCUCAUCCGGCGAUUCACUAUGCUAGUGGUGCAAUCCAUGCAAAGGCACAGAUCACCGUGACGAGGGAUAAUUCAUACACUAUUCAAGGGGAGUUCAGUGCUCCUACUGCUCGAGGAACAUGGCCCGCUUUCUGGCUCACAGCCGUCAACGGCUGGCCACCCGAAGCCGACAUUGGUGAAUGGAAAGGUACAAACAAUAACUGGUAUAACACCUUCAACACUUCUUCCGUCGUCCGCUCCAACCUUGUCGCUUGGCCAUCCGAUCUAUCUUUCCACUCCCUUAAAGCCGCUUUGACUGCCGAAUCUAAUAACGCUGAUGUGAAACUCGACUUUUAUAUGGACAACCAGCUGAAGGCUACGCAGUAUGGACAGGGGUUUGUCGGAAAGGCUAUGUGGUUGAUCAUUAACCUUCAGAUGGAAGGAAGCUCGGGCUCUCCAGGACCAAGUGGAACCACGACGUACAAGAUACGCAACGUCCAGGUUACUCGAUCUGGCAGUUAAGGUGACUCAACUCUGCGUGUACUCAGUCUUAACGAGGAGUGAUCUGGUGUUGUCGUGAUGUUAAAUAAUAUAUGAACAGUAUUAUUUGUAUACUACAUCUGCGCUGGGUCGUGUUCAUCUAUCUAUCUAUCUACCACUGUCUUCGCAA